Molecule: messenger RNA, 1065 nt
Organism: Strongylocentrotus purpuratus (purple sea urchin)
Lineage: Eukaryota; Metazoa; Echinodermata; Echinoidea; Camarodonta; Strongylocentrotidae
Product: ankyrin repeat and protein kinase domain-containing protein 1-like
Exons: 7
Coding region: 1-1065 (354 amino acids)
Biological process (GO): protein phosphorylation
Cellular component (GO): cytoplasm
Molecular function (GO): protein kinase activity; ATP binding
Source: RefSeq, a predicted model, not a curated record
AUGGCGGACCUCACUGUUACAGACUCCAGUGGGGGUAGAUUUCCCUUUCACGAGAAGAAAGCAAGGAAGCUGGAAGGCUGUCAUUUGGGUGGAGGCUCUUUUGGGGAGGUCUUCAAGGCUACACAUGCAGUACAUGGUGAUGUAGCUGUGAAGCUUGCUAAAUAUGGUAAACGAGGUCAAGUGGUAAUGUACCAGAAAGAGGCUCAAAAGCACGAGAAUUCCCUCAUAUGUGAACAUAUUGUCUCCAUCAAAGGGUUUGUGGAGUGUAAAGAUGAUGCAUGUACCUGUGGCCUUAUUGGUAUCGUCAUGACAUACAUGGAGAAUGGAUCUCUUUGGGACUUCCGCACUACUAAAUGGCUACACCACCCUGAUCUCUGGCCUCUGACCAACAGGAUGAUCUAUCAAAUCUCGUGCGGAAUGCAUUUUCUCCACUCCAAUGAUAUCAUUCAUCGUGAUCUCAAGCUGGAGAAUGUUCUAGUAGAUGGUGAUCUUAAUGUCAAGGUAACAUUCAACACCUGUCAUCUCUGCAGCAUUUUAAGAAACCGUCAUAAGUGUUGGGGCACGGACAGCCACAAGCCGCCAGAAGCUUUUAGAACAGACUUACCCGACUCAACUAAGGUUGUUACUCCAAAGUAUGAUGUCUACAGCUUUGCGAUGACUGUCUAUGAACUUCUGACGGGUAUUCACCCUUACUCCGACAGAGAAUUUGAGUUUGUGAAGCAACAGAAAGUAGAUAACACAACUCCCUGUGAGGAUCCUGUUCCAGAAAACACUCCUGAAGCUCUGAUCGAAGUAAUGAGAGAUUCAUGGAGCUAUGAAGCGAAUGAUCGUCCAAAUUUCGGAGAAAUUACAGAUAGGGUGAAGAAACUUGAUAUUGAACCAACUCAUAAAUCACUUGGACUCUAUUUAGGAGAGCGAAGGUCUUCCAGGAAAGAAGAAGGUAAUACAGACGAUGAAUCUGUGAGUAGAGGUAUGUAUGAUCACACCCCUGUCGAGCAGAGUAACAUCAAUACAGCAAUACCUAUUACUGAAACAGUGACACAAAAAUCAGGUGGGAGGUCAUAA